CUCUCUCCUUUGUCACAUAAGCUGUUUUCAACAGGACAACAGCAAAGCACAUUCUCUCUGUUAUUUCUCUCUCUCUAAAAUUCUCACUGACGGGGGUGGAAGCAAAAUCUGAAAGAGAGAGAGCCAAGAAAAGAUCGCCAUGAACGACCUUUUAAAUGAUGGUUUUGAUACCUAUGAGGCCCCUAGGCAUCAAAAUGAUAGACUUGGAGAUAUUGAAAUGGGAAUACAAAGACCAAUGGACUCCGGGGAGCUAGGUCUUGAUGAUUUCUUUAAGCAGGUUCACCAAAUUGAGAAGCAGUAUGAGAAGUUGGAAAAGCUCCUCAAGAAGCUUCAGGAUGCUCAUGAGGAAUCAAAGGCUGUCACAAAAGCUGCUGCUAUGAAAGCAAUUAAGCAGCGAAUGGAAAAAGAUGUUGAUGAAGUUAGCAAAGUAGCUCGAUUCAUCAAAUUAAAGAUUGAGGAACUUGACAAAGAAAAUCUGGCCAAUAGAAGCAAACCAGGAUGUGGUAAAGGAUCAGCUCUUGACAGAUCAAGAACGGCAACAACAGUCUCCUUGAAAAAGAAGUUCAAAGAUAAAAUGUCCGAGUUUCAGACAUUACGAGAGAACAUCCACCAAGAAUAUCGUGAGGUUGUUGAAAGGCGUGUAUACACAGUGACGGGCAAUCGAGCUGAUGAAGAGACAAUUGAUCGGUUGAUAGAGACUGGGGACAGUGAGCAGAUAUUCCAGAAAGCUAUUCGAGAACAAGGGAGAGGACAGAUAAUGGAUACCCUAGCGGAAAUUCAAGAGCGUCAUGAUGCAGUCAGAGAGCUAGAAAGGAAACUUCUUGAGUUGCAACAGAUAUUCUUGGAUAUGGCAGUGUUGGUUGAUGCUCAAGGGGACAUGCUUGAUAAUAUAGAAUCACAGGUUUCAGCUGCAGUAGACCAUGUGCAAUCAGGGAAUACUGCUCUACAAAAGGCAAAGUCACUACAAAAGAAUUCAAGAAAAUGGAUGUGCAUUGCCAUCAUCAUCCUUCUGAUAAUCGUUGCAGUCAUCGUUGUUGGUGUGCUCAAGCCAUGGAGUAGCAACAAGGGUGCUUGACUCUUUCACCCACACAAGCAAUGUACAAAAACCAACUGCAAGUUAAUGAGUUCUAUCUCUGCACACACUUGGUCACUACAGCCUUUUAUUGGUUUUGUACAUGCUGAACCUGAAACUGUCUCUACCUCAACAUUUGAGUUUGAAACUGUCAUUGGAAAUGUGUUUCAAUUCUUUACAGAUCUGUUUCUAUUUUUGGGUUAGCUGGACUAGGAAGUGGUUAGUGUAACGUCAAUCCAUACUACACAAACUCAUCUCACAAUAGCCAAGAUAGGUUGCAUGUUGGUAGAGAAAGUUUUACCAUUUGCAGGUGGUGUCGAUGCAAGUGAUUGUGUGUUGCUUGGUUGUGAUGGUCACACAGUGCAAACUCCAGCAAGCUGUGGAAAUGUGCUGAGGAUCAAGAUUCUCAUCUCUGUUGUCUUUCAUAUAAAAUUAGUUCUGUGUACUUUGCUUGUCUAUGUGUUAUAUAAUAUAUGGUCCAAUACGUUUGUUCUA
Nicotiana tabacum (common tobacco) is the source of this 1567-nucleotide messenger RNA. RefSeq names its product syntaxin-132. The record is from RefSeq and is a predicted model, not a curated record. Gene Ontology annotation, cellular component: plasma membrane; endomembrane system; SNARE complex. Gene Ontology annotation, molecular function: SNARE binding; SNAP receptor activity. NCBI's taxonomy places the organism in Eukaryota, Viridiplantae, Streptophyta, Magnoliopsida, Solanales, Solanaceae. Gene Ontology annotation, biological process: exocytosis; intracellular protein transport; vesicle fusion.